Trichobilharzia szidati is the source of this 2645-nucleotide messenger RNA. The record is from the annotation of a GenBank genome assembly. Lineage: Eukaryota; Metazoa; Platyhelminthes; Trematoda; Strigeidida; Schistosomatidae.
ACAAUACUCAUCUGUGGAAUACUAUCAUAGAUAUACAAAGAAGUAGAGAACAUUCCACUACGAACAUUUUGCCGCCUUCUUCUAACACAUUGGAUCUCAGCAGCUGGACAUAAUUACUUUAAACUACCAAUUGUACACUUCACAUGAGUUGGAUAAAUCGAUGUAGACUUUUGUAAAAACUUCAAUACAAUACACAAAUAAUGGUGAAAUAAACACAAAUAUAACUUUAUUUAUACAUCGAAAAAAAGACUUGAAACAAUGGGAAUAUACAAUUAUAUGAUAUUACUGAUUAUAUCCAACCUACUCUCCACUGAGUCAAAUAUAACACCGACUGAUCCUGAGUUGUUGGAGCAGCUAUGGAUUCAGUUGUAUCGUUACCUACCUGGACCAUCAAUGGGGCCUAAAUUAUCAUCAGAGCUAUCUCCAAGUAUCACACUUUCUGUAAGUGUUGACAAUUUAGAAUUGAUACACGACAGAAAUCAACUUAUUUGUCGAGCAAGUCUUACACUAUUCGCUGAAUGGCCAGUAACAGAUUCCCGUGUAGCUGAAAGUAGUCUAGUCGAUAUGGUUGGUGGCGGUGUUCGACUUGAUGUUGACAGAGUUUGGCAUCCUCAACUUGUUGUCAAAGGUGCUUUCAAACAUGAUCGUUUUCACCAACGUUUAGAAUUACGCAACACAUACACUGGAGGCAAUACACUUCCCAAGCCUACAAAUCCAACAAAUUCAUUGAAUCGAGUACAGUCUGGAUUUGCUUCACGUGGACUACCCAAUGAGUCAACAGUACAAUCUAUUCGUUCUCAUAAUCGUGGGAAGACAUUGAAAGUUGUCCCAGAAGGGGAUACACCGAAUUAUGCAUUUACAGAAAGCAUGGUGGUAGAAGUUGCUUGUCAAGAACCGAAAAGAUUUCAUCAUAUUGGAGCAAUUGUCUGUCCAAUUUGGAUAAAACAAGAAGGUUUUAUGAAAACUCAACCCGUUAUCAAGUGGACUGAGCGUAAAUGUUGCCUUGUUUCAAGUGAUGUACACAAAAAGUCGUCUUAUUUAAGUGUGACAAAACGUUAUGAUGAACAUAUUGAUAAGUCUGGCCCAGAUCAAAGUCUUGGGAUUAACAUUUGUUUCUCUCAGAGUGGUAGAAUAUUUCAAGGCAGUUUACCACCACUGCUUCUUGUACUUAUCUCUAUUACACUGUUGUGGACAAGUCAAUUGGGAACACAAAAUCUUAGUUGUACACAGCUGCUUCUAUUCUUGCUUUCAAUUGUAUUCUGGUUAUGGAUGAAUGGACAAAACCUGGAUAAUUCUACGUCCACUGGAUUCCUUAAUGUAUGGUGUUUAUUGUGUUCGUGUUCCAUCGGUGUAGUCUACCUGUUUACUUUAAUUCAUUAUCGUUUCGUAUGUCGAUUCCUUAGAAAAAAGUAUCAACAAUUAGAUCGUCUAUCCUCUUUUGGUUUGAAUCAUAACAAACCAUCUACUGUUAAUGACAGAAUAAAUGGACCAGUAUCAAUUCAAGGAUAUGGAUGUUGUGGAAAUUGUGGUGCCUGUCCAGACUCAUGUACUAGUUGUAUAGCUGGUAGAACAAGUACAGGAUUUGUUUCAUCGAACGGGACUGCUGUGUGUUGCAGUAACAGUAGUUGUGGUUUGUCGGCUGGUAGCGGUCAUGCUUGUCAAGGACUACCUAUAUUACAGACAAAUGCUACUGCAAACAAUAGUCCAGGACCUAUGGGAUUCACACAAACAAUGGGACUGUCUGUGAGUAAAAGGGAAACUUAUGGUGAGAAUUAUUUAUGCUCAGGGAGUUCUGAAUCUGGCAACGGAAUAAACAAUGGUACAUUUCGUGGUUUGAAAUGGCGUAAUUUAAGACGAACAAAUAAUAACGGUGGUAGCAACAACAACAACAAUAAUAACAACCCCAACCCCAAUCUGUUAGGUGUUGAUCUUAAUCAGUCAGAUUGUCAUGUGUGUCAAUCACACCUGAUCGACACUUCAUUAUCCCCGCCUACAGCUAAUCUCCUGCCUAGAAAUCAAUAUUUACCUGUAUCACAAUUUACCAGUGUAUAUAAUUUCAAUGUAAAUAACUAUCCAUCAAGUUAUUGUUUAACUGGAUUAAAAACUUUACUGACUACCUGUUUCUGUCUAAUGAGUACUAUCUAUUGGAUAAGUAUAUUUGCACAAGGUACAUUGCCUGAAACAUGUCUUGGAGUAUCAGUUUGUCAAAUCAUAGAAGUGGACCGUGGGUAGGUGUAAUCGAUCCUCUAUUGAAUAUAAACACACAUAUAUCCUAACAAGCUUUUGUUUUUCAAUUGUGAAGAGAAACUACCAACUAACGAUAAUAUCAUUGCCAUAAUCUUAGGACUAUAACGUAUAUUUAUAUACUGAAGUUUGCAUACAAUUACAUAUAUAUACAUAUAUAUCUUUAUAUACAUUAUAGUAUCUUAUGUUUCAAAUUCAAACCUUUUUUAAGUGCAUAAAGAACUGAGAAUAUGUAUGCACAUAUAUGAUAUAGUGAAGAAAACUGUGUCCUGAAUAUAAGAAGGAAUGCAUUUUAGCUUGACUGAAAUGUAGGCUUCACUACAUUGUUGAGCGAUGUAUAUUUUUAUCUAAUAUUCGAAAAUUAAAAACCUUCUUUACUGAUUAUGAAACCGAAAACACUG